AUGCAUGAUAUUGGAGUUGCACUAUCAUCUACAAAUGUGGAACAUACUCUUAAUUUUCAUAAAUUCGUUAAAGAUGGAACAUCAAUUGAUGAAAUGAUAAAUUGUAUUUAUGCUUUUAUAAAGUAUUAUGAUACAUUAAAAAAUGAUUUAUAUAAGGAACAUAAGACAAUAUAUACAGAAGGGAUGAUAAAUACAGAACGAUUAGAUAUGUAA
Molecule: messenger RNA, 213 nt
Organism: Plasmodium reichenowi
Lineage: Eukaryota; Apicomplexa; Aconoidasida; Haemosporida; Plasmodiidae
Product: putative exported protein
Exons: 1
Coding region: 1-213 (70 amino acids)
Source: RefSeq, a predicted model, not a curated record